Messenger RNA from Xenopus laevis (African clawed frog), 2309 nucleotides. RefSeq names its product growth arrest specific 2 S homeolog (gene gas2.S). Bases 467 to 1417 code for a protein of 316 amino acids. The record is from RefSeq and is a predicted model, not a curated record. The transcript has 9 exons. Gene Ontology annotation, molecular function: cytoskeletal adaptor activity; microtubule binding; actin filament binding. Gene Ontology annotation, cellular component: cytoskeleton; actin filament. NCBI's taxonomy places the organism in Eukaryota, Metazoa, Chordata, Amphibia, Anura, Pipidae. Gene Ontology annotation, biological process: actin crosslink formation.
UUUUUUCAUAGUACUGUAAAAAAAAAAAUGUCUGGAAGUGAAAGCCAAGGACGAGCUGUAACACAAUAUCUUUAGAAAGCGACUUAUACUUCCCGGCUAUCGUAAUCCUUCUCCUUCCCGUCCUUAUAGGCUGAUCACGAGUCGGCUCCUCUCUCCCAAGCAACAAGUCGUUUCCCAGAAAGGAAUAAAGGGCAUACAAAGACACAAGUGGUGUGUGGAACGUACCAUGAGAGAGACUGACUGCCCCAUCCCUGUACCCAGGACAGUGAGCCGACGUCCGACCUGAGUGCAAGCAGCUAAGGCAGUCGCCCCGGCACACAGAGAGGAGGGGGAAAAAAAGGAUUGGACCACAUUACAGGGAGAGUAACUUGCAAGGAGCCUGAGGACUUUUAAUGCCCUCGCUGGGUCCAACGUGAGACUCUUUCUGCAAAGGAAAAGCCACCAACGAGAGAGAAACAUCUUAAAUAUGAUGUGCACCACACUGAGCCCUGCGAGGCGAGGGCCUGGUCUUUCGGAUAUGCACCAGUACAGCCAGUGGCUGGCAAUUAGGCAUGAGGCCAACCUAUUGCCCAUGAAAGAAGAUCUGGCUUUGUGGCUCACCAGCUUUCUCGGGAAAGAAAUAACAGCAGAGACGUUUAUGGAGAAGUUGGAUAACGGCGCCUUGCUCUGUCAGCUCGCCGAGACCCUACAGGAUAAAUUUCGAGAAAAUCAUACGGAUGCCAACAGGAAACUUAAAAAGAGUCUGCCAUUAAAGAAGAUCCCAUACAGAACCAAUGCCCCAUCCGGCUCUUUCUUUGCAAGGGACAACACAGCAAAUUUCUUAGCCUGGUGCAGAAAUAUCGGUGUUGGAGAAACCUGCUUGUUUGAGUCAGAAGGCUUAGUGCUACACAAGCAGCCCAGAGAAGUCUGCCUUUGCCUCCUGGAACUGGGAAGAAUCGCCGCUAGGUUUGGGAUUGAACCCCCUGGAUUAAUUAAACUGGAAAAGGAGAUUGAACAAGAAGAAACUUUAUCUACCCCCACGCCGUCUCCAUCUCCCUCUCCAACAAAGUCAUCGGGGAAGAAAAGUACUGGGAAACUGCUAGACGAUGCAGUUCAGCACAUUUCCGAAGACCCCCCUUGCAAGUGUCCCAAUAAAUUUUGCGUGGAACGUCUUUCCCAAGGAAGAUACAAAGUUGGAGAAAAGAUCCUUUUCAUUAGGAUGCUUCACAAUAAGCACGUGAUGGUGCGCGUCGGGGGCGGCUGGGAGACCUUCGCUGGUUAUUUGCUGAAACACGACCCAUGUCGAAUGCUGCAAAUAUCCCGUGUGGACGGGAAGACGUCCCCGGUGCAGAACAAAUCCCCCACCAUUAAAGACAUGAACCCCGAUACCUACUUGGUGGUUUCGGCCCAUUACAAGAGCAAGAAAGAGAUCAAGUGAAAUGGAUCAAUGUGGCACCAUCACUAGUAGAUAACGCACCCGCCCCGGGCUGUGUAUCAUAGUCCACUCUGGUAGCAACGGGCUAAAUCUGAAAUCAAAGAUUGUUUUUCCCUUAAACAGGCUGGAAAGUACAAGCAGAGAGUAUUCCCUGUGUAUUCAAAUAUUUAUACAAUGAAAUUGUCAUUGGACGGACACAGACGACUCGAUAUUCUGCACAGAAUCACCUCUGCAUCGUACUCUGCAGCCUCUCUAAGGGGAAAUGAUACUGAUUAUUUCUUUACAAGUGAUACUUGUAUUUUAUUACUUAUUGUUUCAUUUCUGCGUGGGGCCAUAGUGAUGCCCAUGGAAGGACUUGCAGAACAUCUCAGUUUUGGAAACUUACGUCUUUUUUUGUUGUAGCAUGUUUAUCCUUUAUUUUUGUAUGUAUCGCAAUUUCAACGUCUGGUGUUUUUAUUGGCUGAGUUGUGCCUUCUCCUUUCCCCAACAUGCCAAGACGGCGAUCACUUAACUUCAGUCUGUGCCUCUCUAUCGUCAUCUCCCUGAAUUCUUUGGAUUUUAGGUUAUGCAAAGAGUUAAAACAGCUGGGGGUACAAAGGCAUGUUGAGACUGUCUGGAUUUGAUUUUGCUAUACAGAUGGGAUAGGUAACUUAAAGGACAUGUAUACCCCCCCCUCCACAAAAAUGUAAUCAUUGAACAGCCUCUUUGAAAUCUUUAGAUAACUGCUACUCUGGUUGUUAAAAGGUUAACAGUAAGGCUGCAGUAUCCCAUUAAUCACUUAGAAAUCCUUCUCUUCCUCUACCCACUCUGACUUCUCCCUCAGGAAUUUGCUUUGGCUGUUGACUUAUGAGCAUGCUCAGUUCUUCUCAGCUAAGAUCACUAAACAGUCAGUCUA